This is a messenger RNA of Neodiprion fabricii, 1741 nucleotides long. RefSeq lists its product as uncharacterized. Bases 25 to 1407 code for a protein of 460 amino acids. The transcript has 9 exons. The record is from RefSeq and is a predicted model, not a curated record. NCBI's taxonomy places the organism in Eukaryota, Metazoa, Arthropoda, Insecta, Hymenoptera, Diprionidae.
AGCGAGGCGACGAACGUGCUGCUAAUGCGGUAUCUCGCUCUGAGAAACUUCCACGGAAGUCUUUCCUUCCAAAGCAUCAUGAUCAGUGGACAACUCACGACAUCCAAUUACAGAUGUACCGGAGCGCAAAGAAUGAAGCUGAACGGCAAGGUCCUCCCGGUUUAUACUAUAGAGCGCAGAAUGCAUGAGGAAUGCGGACUUAUCCACAAUACGAAGACAUACAUGACUCAGAGCGGGUAUAUAUUGCGACACGAUUGGCUGGAGAUUCCGUAUCUGGUGCAAAUCAAUUCACUCAUUGAUCCCAACGAUCUUGUCAACAAGGAUCAAAAUAUUGUCACUCCACUGAGGUCAAGAUGGAGAAGCGAUGUUCAAAUGAUAUCAAUGUACCUUGAUAAAAAGACCUGCCAAAUGGCGCAGCAAACGGAAUACCUCACCGAUCACCCCGAGAUCAAGCAGUUGAUAAGCGAUUUCACGCAGACAUUGUUAGCCGUGAAGCCGGUUAACGUCUUAUCAUUUACGGUUCAACAUUUCGCGGCAUUUGCCAAAAAUCCCGACCUGUCCAAGGUCGGCCCGUCAGGCGAAUCAAAUCUGGAUAUAAUGUCACAGCUGUCUACGUACAAGCCAAGACGAGUAUGCAGUGUCUGCGGAAUUUGCUUCGAGUGUCUAAUGUCGGAGCAGCCUCCCAAUAAUGUUGAGCGCAAACGCACGGCUCGGGGCUCGAAGAGCCCAGCAUUUUCGACGUGUUCCGUAUUCACAAAAUGUCCCAGUGACGCAACUUGCGUCAGAAAGUUGUCAGAUAGCAGCGACCCGAGCGUUACUUGUUCCGACGAUUGUAGAACUUGUGAACCCGGAGAAAAGCACACUAGCAUUUGCAGCUUACAUCCUGAGUGUCUACUCACGUGCGAAGGGUGUCAACAUGAAAGAGAACUGUGCCAAGUACACAAGGACUGUCCGGAAUGUCUGGGAUGCCGUAAGGUUUGCAGUCUUUAUCCACAGUGUAAAAAAACUUGCGAGGGAUGUCGAGUCGUCAAAGAACCGUGUCGUGUGCAUAAGGAUUGUCCUGAGUGUCCUGGAUGCCGUAAUUUAUGUAGCUUUCAUCCAGAAUGUGAAAAAACUUGCGACGGAUGUCGAAUGACCGAAGAAGAACCAUGUAAUGUGGAUAAGGAUUGCAAUGAGUGUCCUGGAUGCCUAAGUAAAAUCUGCAGCUUUCAUCCAGAAUGUGAAGAAACGUGCGAAGGAUGCCAACCUGUUAAAGAACCGUGUCGUGUGCACAAGGCUUGCCCCGAGUGUCCUGGAUGCCAUAAAGUCUGCAGCGAGAUCGGAGUUUCUUCAAAUUGCGUAAAGUGCAACAUUGAAAUACUCCCAGAGAGCGCUAAAGUUGUUUUCAAUCUGGACAGCGAAAAUUAAAGAGUACCCAGCGGAUGGUGUAUAAAACAAUAAAGAAUGUUUAAUUUAUGGUACUAUGUAUAAUACAAUACGCUAGCAGUAGUGGCGGCAGAGAACCAAAUUAUUUAUGUAUAUAUGUCCUGCGCGCGCGCGCGUGUGUGUGUGUGUUUGUGUGUGUGAAUUUAAAAUAUAUUGAUGAGCGAUUUAAUUAUCUUUCAUGUUUAAGAAUUCACGUGUUUUUCACUCGAUGGCAAUAAAAUAAGUAUAAUCUCCUCAAAAUCUGUCGUCGAUAUCUCAUCAUUCGUUACUGUUCAUCGUUUAGAAAACUGGCUUCUGAGGAUUGCAUAUUACACAA